GGAUCGACUGUACCGUCCGCCGAUCGAUCAAGAAGUACCUGCCCCGCAUGCAAUGGAGUCGCAACCGGGUCCCUGCGCAUCCGCGGUGCACGUCCUUCGAUGCCCGACCGCACAACGCCGACCCAACCCGACUUCAGGGACGAGGGCGCCUGCAGACCGCCGGUGCGUCCAGGACCCACUGUGGAGAACAUCACACGAGGAGUGUCAAACAUGCGGGCACACAGCGAUGGCGGCGACGACAAUGGUGGUCGCGGUGACGACGCCGACGAACGAUUUAUGGAGGACGUGGAAGCAGGGGACGACGACGACGACAUUCGUAUUCGGCCUCCGGGGAAGACGGGUGGGAGGGGGAAAGGACGCAGCACAGGUGCUGUUCAUGGUCCAUCCGUUGGCCAUGGCGACAGAGGUGGCGCCAACGACGACAGCGGGAAGUCUGCGACGUACUGGUCUUCGGAAGACCAAAUGCUCCUGGUGAGAUGCAAGCGGGAGCAAGACAUGCACCUCGUCGGGCUGGGUCACAAUUACGGUCGGAUGCGGACCAAGGAGUGGAAGUGGGACGACACUGCGAAGCGCAUGAGGUCGCGACGAAGCAUGUCUACGCGAGGGAGCGCCCGUGGGAAGAAGCGCGACGAAGUCCCUGACGACAGCCAAGGGCAGGGAAGAGGUCGGCGACAUGUCCCGAAGGCGAAGAGGGUGCAUUCGGAUGAUGCGUCAGCAAGGGUCCCUCCUCGUGGAGUGCAAGGUUGGGCGGCAGUAGCGGAAGCGGACUACGACAAAGACUUCACGACGGAGGAAGAGCGGGCAGAGGCGACCGUGUCUGCAGUACGGGAGAGCGGUCGGCAACGCUCUUCUGAUCACAUUGUUUCAAAGAGGAUGCUAACCCCUUCACCCGAGGCGCAACAACUGCGUGCCCGCGAAACGCGGACAGAGAAGGCUGUCGUCGUCGAUCUUGGCGGCGAUGAUGGCGAGCCCUUGGAAAAAUGUCGCCUGCGCACUCGUACAACAACAACCCCACCGCCGACUGCGGUGGCACUCGCUGCGGUAGACGAAAGGCCAGUCACGGGUAGACUGCCCGCCAUGCCGUCUCAACCACGUCGGCGCAACCAGGGUGAUGACGGAGGGUCCGUCCAACGCGGCGGGGGGGGGAAAGUCGUGGCAGACGCGCGCAAAGUUGGGGGCGAGCCGACAGGUGGUGCGUGUGCGGGUGCUUCAAUCACUGUGGCCCCUGUUGUGACGGCAAGAGAGGAGGCAGCGGUUGUGGUGAUGGCGAGAGAGGAGGCGUGCGGCGAGAAGAAAAAUGAUCGGGAGGGCGGCGAACCCGGCUCAAGCCGGGUACGUAGGGGAGUGAUGACGAAAGACCUCAUCGAUCGUGCCGUCCUUUGGGUUGAUGACAAAGCUUUCUGGAUGACGGGGAGCCGGGGGAGGGGCGAAGACUGUACAACAUCGUCCAUGAAACGAGAGAGUACUUUGUCGCCAUCGCCAGCGGACUUCCACCACCUGCCGUCCCUCGGAGCGUCGUGCUGCCCAAAUUCAGCACGAGGGUAGCCAGGAUAGCCGACCCAUCACAUCAGCAGCAAGCGAUCUCCCGUGCGACGACAGUGGAGAACAUUGCUCUGCGUAUCUUGCACGGCUGGGUAUUCAAGUCUGGGAACCUCCCAAGGGGAUAAAAUGUGGCUUUCCAG
Molecule: messenger RNA, 1682 nt
Organism: Chara braunii
Lineage: Eukaryota; Viridiplantae; Streptophyta; Charophyceae; Charales; Characeae
Source: the annotation of a GenBank genome assembly